Molecule: messenger RNA, 870 nt
Organism: Clavispora lusitaniae ATCC 42720
Lineage: Eukaryota; Fungi; Ascomycota; Pichiomycetes; Serinales; Metschnikowiaceae
Product: emp24/gp25L/p24 family/GOLD protein
Source: RefSeq, a predicted model, not a curated record
AUGCUUCAAGAAAACUUGCUUCUUGCGUGCAUUGUGGUCUUUCUGGCGUUCUUCCGCCUAUGCCUGGCCUUAGGAAUGUCCGUUCCUCCCGUUCAGAUUGGAGAUCGAAGAAGAUACUCUUCCCUUGACAACUUACUAAAUUGCGUCGGCUACAGCACGAUGAAAGACGACAUCAUCAUCGUCCGCGUGAAAAGCGGCGACAGACAGAUCUCCCAGCUGUUGAACUUGCAUGUGUUUGACAGUGAGGGCAAUCAACUUCGUACUUUGCAUGAUACCGCCGGCGAACAAAUGUUUAUGUUUACCAACUUGAACAAUCCUACGCAGCUCAAUGACGAGAGCCCUGAAAAGCUCAUAAAUCGGAAAGACACAGGUAACUCCUAUAGUGACUUGCUAUCGCCAAAUCAGGGCAAGUCGUAUGUGUACAUUUGUUUUGAUAACAUCUACACUGACAAGUCUUGGAGUUUCCAGAAACAGCAUCGCGAUGUGUCGUUCCAAAUUUUAAUCCGGAACAUGACCACUUUGAAAGAAACAAACUAUAAUACUCUUGCCAAGCAUUUCAAUCUCAAAAACCUUGAUGAGGUCGACCUUAAUAACAAUGACGAGUUUGUGAUGGAUUUCACAGAAACAGAUUUUGAAAAUGCCAUGAACUCUUUGCAUUCGGAAUUGCAGCAUGUUCUCAAUGAACUUAAAUUGGCCGAGAACAACAUCAACACUCUUGUUGACCAUCAGAAACUCUUGAGAAACGCAAAUGAAACCAUUUUCGAAUCUUACACGAAGUCAUGGCUUCUCCUCAUCAUUUGCAUUUGUGCCUUCAGUGUAAUCCAGCUAAUUUACUACAAAUGCUACUUGACCAGAAGGAAGAUUAUAUGA